This is a messenger RNA of Letharia lupina, 2502 nucleotides long. RefSeq lists its product as uncharacterized. Gene Ontology annotation, biological process: regulation of DNA-templated transcription; proteolysis. The transcript has 6 exons. The record is from RefSeq and is a predicted model, not a curated record. NCBI's taxonomy places the organism in Eukaryota, Fungi, Ascomycota, Lecanoromycetes, Lecanorales, Parmeliaceae. Gene Ontology annotation, cellular component: fungal-type vacuole. Gene Ontology annotation, molecular function: DNA-binding transcription factor activity, RNA polymerase II-specific; zinc ion binding; aspartic-type endopeptidase activity. Bases 1 to 2502 code for a protein of 833 amino acids.
AUGUGUCUCCAAUUUGUGUGUUACAUCUGCGGCGACGAUUUGGAGGAUGACAAGAGUCUCGUGCUGUGUCAUAACUCUAUGUUGACGCUGCAAGUAAAGUCUAGGGACUACAAAGACUGCCCGGACUAUGUCCGAAAGGAGGCUGGUGCUCCCAUUAGGUGCAACCUCUGCUUAGAGGCCGACCCAAGCGUAGCUGAGAAUUUGCUGGCGCGCAUUAAUCCUGCAUUUGGGUACCUUGACUCAAGCUAUCUGUCCCAGUUUCCGGCGGAUGGAUCAGCCUUGCUUACUCAGGCGCCAUUAACUUUUUUGCCGAUACAUCCCCAGUACUCACCACCUAACGAGGAGCCAAAGCGUACUGAGGUCCCUAGCUGGGAAAAUGGCACCACUGCCUCUAUCUAUGAGACAACAGAUGGGAACAGACAGAUCAGUGCACCCACAGAAAGCAGAGGCUUGUUCGGCAAUCAGAAUGGUUUUCGGCGACUCCUCCCCAAAUCUCUUGCGAACAACGAUGCGUUCCACUCGCUAGCGCCGCCACCUACAUCUCUGCAGAAUCCCCUAUAUUUCGCUGGAAGCAGAGCAAUUGAUGACGCUGGCUUCGCUACCGCGAGCGAUGGAUCGUUUAGCCCAGCUCAAAGCGGACCAGAUCGUGUCAGAGAGGCGAGCACAGCAAAAUCAAUUACGGGAUUGCGAAGCCAAGAGUCACAGAGUGGUGGCCGAGAGGUUCUUGCUCAUACGAACCCAAAGAUCCUUAUCAAUCGUGUUCGAAAGCCAGAGAAGCGUCGGCAAAGGGCUCCCAAGACAGCGGUUGCAUGCGAGAACUGCAGGUGUAGCCACGUAAAAUGUACUGGAGAAGUGCCGUCCUGCGAAAUUUGCCUUCGCAAAGGGAAGCAGUGUGGAUACUAUCCGGCUUCUAAGAUUAUCACGAGACGAGGUCAGGUGGCCGCAGUGCGAAUCAAUCUCCGACCUUUGCAGUCUUUGGAACAGCAUGGUACCAUUCCUCAAGUUCCCGCACCUCAGAGGGAUGUCUGGAACCUACCCGUUGACCAAGGCCUGCAACAGCAUGCUACCACCAAUUAUUCGACGUUGACAAACGAUACUUACCGCUCCUACCACAAGAUGCUUGGUUUCAGAAAGCUUUGCGCGACUCUUUGUAUAGAGCUAAGCCUCUGGGUCGCCGGCGUCCAAGGGUUUCAAAGCCAUAAGUUCAAGGUUGGAGGGUUAUCCUCUGCCCCAUUUCAAGCGCCCAGCCCAAAUACCCAGGCGUCACAUGUCCUUUCUUUGACUCGACAAGCUUCUGGGAUCUCUAGGAGCGCAGGCUAUGUGCAAUCACUUCGGAAGGGCAAUGAGGUCAAUGGAGUUUAUGGUGUUGCUCCGUUGACAUCGGUCGAGGAAGGCACAGUCUUUUUGACCGGCGUGGAGUUUGGGACCGAAUCCUUCCAAGCGGUUGUUGAUACAGGCAGCAGUGAUACUUGGCUGGCUGGGAAAGGGUUCCAAUGCGUCAAUGUGACUACGGGGGCUGAUGAACCAGAGAGCGAUUGCCUGUUUGCUUCAACAUACACGAUAGAGCCACCGUUCAAACAGAUCCCCGAUGUCAACUUCAACAUCACGUAUGGCGAUGGAGAGUUCUUAACGGGUAUCUUUGGCAUUGAACCGGUGACGAUAGCCGGAAUCACAGUCAAGAAUCAACAGGUUGCUGUUGUUGACUUCGCAGCAUGGUUUGGCGACGGCGUAUCAAGCGGCUUGAUAGGCUUCGCUUUCCCUUCGAUCACCAGCCAAUAUGCAGGCACGAAUCCUGCCUUGGACACGACCACCAAUAUUCCGUACAACCCCGUCUUCACCAACAUGUAUGAGGAAGGUCAUGUUGCUCCCCUCUUCAGUCUUGCUAUCGAGAGGUCUUCGCUCAUGUCAGGAACGGUACCUGGCGGCUUGCUUGCAAUAGGUGGCCUACCACCUGUGAUUUUCUCGCCCAUAUUUGCCAGCGCACCAUUCCAGUUGCUUACCAUGAACGACGCCGAUGCGCCGGCUCCGGUGCCUCAAUAUCAGUUUUAUACCAUCACGACGAACGGCUUUUACUACGAAGGAAGCGAGCAUACGCACUGGUCUUUGCCGGACUUCCCCAAUCCUUUCGGGCCCCCAACGAAUUCGUCUCAAGUCCAGGUCAUCGUUGAUAGCGGCACCACCUUGAUAUACCUGCCCACGGGUAUUGCGGAUGCAAUCAACGCACUGUUUGAUCCACCGGCUAUUUACAGUGAUGACGAAGGUGCAUACGUUGUAGAUUGCAGUGCAAAGGCUCCCGAAUUCGGUAUCAGGAUCGGGGCAGAGACAUUCUUCAUCAAUCCGGAAGACCUGUUCUUGGAUAAUGGAGACGGGACGUGCAUCUCGGGCGUUGAUGACGCUGGCGACAGUCUCUCGAUCCUUGGAGAUGUGUUUCUGAAGAACGUACUGGCCGUAUUUGACGUCGGAGCUAGCGAGAUGAGGUUUGCGGCGCGAGAAUUCUACUAA